AUGCGCGCUGCCAGGACCAAGGGCACAACACCUGACGAGCGGGAAGUCACGCAUAGUGGGUCGACAACAACCACAGCGCUGACGUCCAUGUCGUCUUCAUCAAGUAGUGCUAGCGCUCCGACUUCGGCUGUGUCGCCUCUUAUCGUUCCUCCACACGCGGAUUUGAAGCCGACGCCGACUGAUGCUGCUCAGGCAGCGCAAGCCGAAAUCGUUCACCAAG
This is a messenger RNA of Amoebophrya sp. A25, 220 nucleotides long. Lineage: Eukaryota; Dinophyceae; Syndiniales; Amoebophryaceae. The record is from the annotation of a GenBank genome assembly.